AUGCCAUCCUCCGACCCGCUCGACGAUGUUCGGCCCAUGUUCGAGCUUCGAGGCCGCAAUUAUGUCAUAACAGGCGGUGCCCAAGGUAUCGGCUUCGCGUGUACUCGUGCAAUCUGUGAGAUGGGAGGCAAUGUUGCCGUUUUGGAUAUCCAAGACAAGCCCGUUGACGAGUUCGAAACAUUAAGCACUCGAUUCUCCACAAAAACAAUAUAUAUUCGAACUGACGUUACCUCUGAGGAGAGUAUCAAGGUUGCGAUUGGCAGAGUGGUACAAGAGCUAGGCUCGAUUGACGGAUGUGUUCCUGCUGCGGGGAUUGCCAUUGACAAGCCCUUCCUGGACCAGACUUGGGAGGAGUUUAAUCGUAUCCAAGAAAUCAACGUCCGUGGUACCUUCUUUGUUGCCCAACUCGCCGCUCGACAGAUGAUCAAGCAGGGCACCGGGGGAAGUAUGGUAUUGCUAGCUUCACAAUCCGCCCAUAUCGGUCUACCGGGAUAUCGAAUGGCAGCAUAUAAUGCUUCCAAAGGGGCAGUCUUCAUGCUAUCCAAGGCGCUAGCUGUAGAACUUGCACCUCAGAAUAUUCGUGUUAAUACGAUUUCUCCAGGCUUCGUGGAUUCAGAGAUGACAAGAUCAGUUCGCGACCUGAAGAGCAAGCGUGAAGGCGAGCAAAUGUGGCUCGCGCCUCCCAACCAGCGAUUGAGCACGCAGAAUGACCUGACUGGUGCUGUUAUCUACUUACUUAGCGAUGCCGCUCGCCAUACAACGGCAGCGGACAUACCGAUUACUGGCGGUCUCCACGCCGGAACCAUUGAUGGCUUGAUUAGCUAUGAGUCUAAAUAG
Messenger RNA from Clonostachys rhizophaga, 837 nucleotides. Lineage: Eukaryota; Fungi; Ascomycota; Sordariomycetes; Hypocreales; Bionectriaceae. The record is from the annotation of a GenBank genome assembly.